Molecule: messenger RNA, 834 nt
Organism: Sugiyamaella lignohabitans
Lineage: Eukaryota; Fungi; Ascomycota; Dipodascomycetes; Dipodascales; Trichomonascaceae
Gene: TRL1
Product: tRNA ligase
Exons: 1
Coding region: 1-834 (277 amino acids)
Biological process (GO): tRNA splicing, via endonucleolytic cleavage and ligation
Cellular component (GO): nuclear inner membrane
Molecular function (GO): ATP binding; RNA ligase (ATP) activity
Source: RefSeq, a predicted model, not a curated record
AUGGCGAGCUCAGUGGAUCUUUUGCAAUUGUCUGACGACUUUCCUAUCGAUCCCAUUAACCCUAUAUCAUUUUCGUCCCCAACAGAUGAAUUAUCACCCAGUCUUGAAAUCCCAAAGAUUUAUGUUGUUGUACCAGUAGCAACCAUUGGUUGUGGCAAGACAACAAUAGGCAAGGCGCUCAAUAGACUUUAUGGAUGGCCAAUUAUUCAGAACGAUGAUAUACCAUUGGAUGCAAGCGACCGAAAAGGUCUCUAUAUUCAAACCAUUUUGCGAAGUUUGAAAAGCCAGUAUGAAUGCUCUACUAGGGAUGGUACGUCACCGCUGGUAGUGUAUGCGGAAAGAAAUAAUCAUUUACCUCGAGAACGUGACCAACUCAUCUUCGAUAUCAACUCUCAAUUGGCAAGGUAUUCAGCGAGUGUCAAAUAUAUAUGUCUGCUAUUUGACCACUCGGAUGUUAAUAGAUUGAAUGCUAUUACCGCACCUCGUGUUCUUGGAAGAGGCGAUAAUCAUAAGACCGUUCAAAAAAGCGUCAUGGGAGAAUCUGCUAUACUGGACAUGAUGCAGGGAUUUCAGGCUCGUUUUGAAUCCCGUGGAUUGGACGGCCAAUUUGAUUCCAUUAUAAACCUGUUUGUACGUCAUCCAAACUCAUCACGUACUAAUUUGGAUAUUGUCACUAGGGAGCUUAGUGUGAAGUAUCCUGAUCUGGUUCCAAAUCGCCCUACGGACUUAGAGCUCGAUAGUGCAUUUGAGGGUACAAUUCUUGAGUUUGAGAAGGCUAAACAGGUAUUGGAGCAGGGUUAUGAUAACAUAUCUAACCCAGCUGUUUCCAUUUAA